Molecule: messenger RNA, 1347 nt
Organism: Talaromyces rugulosus
Lineage: Eukaryota; Fungi; Ascomycota; Eurotiomycetes; Eurotiales; Trichocomaceae
Exons: 3
Coding region: 1-1347 (448 amino acids)
Biological process (GO): transmembrane transport
Cellular component (GO): fungal-type vacuole membrane
Molecular function (GO): transmembrane transporter activity
Source: RefSeq, a predicted model, not a curated record
AUGACAGCCACUGACGUACUACCGGGCAUCCAAUCACACAAGGAUAGGCUCAAUGGCAGUCAGCAGCAAGUGGUGAAGUCGCAGGAGCUCCAGGGAGUGUCGGAAAAGGUUCCUUCGGCGAUUAACGAACCACCGCCACCGUCGCAGAAUGCCGACACACGCCCUAAUGGCGGCUUCUUUGCCUGGAUCCAAGUAGUCUGUAGCUUUUGCCUAUAUUUCAACACAUAUGGCAUUAUUUCUAGUUAUGGUAUUUUUCAGACAUACUACGAGUCCAAUCUUGGAUAUGAUCCCUCCAAAGCAUCCAUCAUUGGCUCUAUCCAAAGUUUUCUCAUUUUCUUCUCCACUGCUCUAUCCGGUCCGUUAUACGAUGCUGGUCUCUAUCGAUAUGUCGUCAGCGCAGGCUCGUUCAUGGUGGUGUUCGGGAUCAUAAUGCAAAGUCUCUGCAAGAAAUACUGGCAAUUUAUACUUGCCCAGUCCCUGUGUGUUGGAAUUGGCGGCGGUUUCAUAGCAUUUCUCGGACCAACUGUUCUGUCCACGCACUUUACCACUAAAUACCCGCUGGCCAGCGGUAUUGGUGCAUCCGGUGGCGGUGUUGCCGGUAUUGUCCUACCUAUUGCAUUCCGCCAGCUUCAGCCCAGUAUUGGUUUUGGCUGGGCUGUCAGGGUCCUCGGAUUUAUCUCGCUGGGGACUCUCAUUAUCCCCGUCGUCGCGCUUAGACCUCGCAGCAAACCAGCAUCGCACCGCAAGGCCGUCGAUACAACUGCUUUCCGUGACCUUCCUUUCAUUGUCCUCUUAAUUGGCAACUUUAUCAUGUUACUAGGUGUAUUCACCCCGUUCUUCUACGUCCAGAGUUUUGCUCUCGAUAGCGGCAUCGCCGGCGAAGAGUUGAGCUUUUAUAUUAUUGCCAUCAUGAAUCUAACCUCGGCUCUGGGCCGGAUCAUUCCCAAUUUCUUCAGUACCAGAUUCGGACCCUUUAAUAUGUUUUUGGCUAUGAACCUUGUGACCUUCGUCAUUGCUUUCGGCUUCAUUGGCGUUACCAAUCUACCUGGCCUCAUUGUGACCGCGGCAAUUUACGGCUUCUCGACCGGUUCUGUCUUUGCGCUGCAACCUGUUGUUGUCAUCAGACUAUGCCCGGACCCAAAACUAAUCGGUACCCGUGUGGGCAUGGCUUUUUGCUUCCUGUCCUUUGCACUGUUGCCCAGCACUCCAAUUGCUGGAGCAUUGCAGACAAGAGGCGGGUUCACCGCAGUCUGGGUCUGGACUGGCGCGACGACUGCUGUGGGAUUCGUCAUUAUGUCUUUGUCGCGUGGCAUUAAAACGAACUGGAAGUUGCUUUCGAAAGCAUAA